Doryrhamphus excisus (bluestripe pipefish) is the source of this 2445-nucleotide messenger RNA. It is a transcript of the gene tob1b, whose product is annotated as transducer of ERBB2, 1b. Gene Ontology annotation, molecular function: transcription corepressor activity. The record is from RefSeq and is a predicted model, not a curated record. Gene Ontology annotation, cellular component: cytoplasm; nucleus. Lineage: Eukaryota; Metazoa; Chordata; Actinopteri; Syngnathiformes; Syngnathidae. Gene Ontology annotation, biological process: regulation of gene expression.
CGCCAUCACUUUUUAAAGGGCAGAGUUGCAUUAACUCCCAGGCUGAGGGGGAGUCACCUGAGCUAUUACUUUGGAUUGGACUCUAGCAAAUACCCCCACCCCACAGAAGGAAAAAUCGCCUGGAACAUAGAUGUAAUCGUUUUGUACUUCGCUGGAAAGAACUUGCACUUUGAAAGUCUGUAAUACUGAAGCGGAAGCCUGCAAUUGCAAGAAGGACGUGCUGUAAUUUUCCAUGGUCCAAAAUCUCAUUGUUUUUUUAGGAAGGAUAUUCAUUUGAGCCACAACAACCCCAAUCUUCACACUUUUCCAUCUCACUGGUUACUGCUGUCUUGAAGGUUUUUUGGAGUUCUGCGGAGGGAAAAAAAAUACUCUGGAAAAAAGACGACUCGUCACUGAAGCAGCUAUGCAGCUUGAAAUUCAAGUAGCACUCAACUUUAUUAUUUCCUAUUUAUACAACAAACUCCCCCGACGACGUGUGAACAUCUUUGGCGAAGAGCUCGAGAGCCAGCUGAGGAAAAAAUAUGAAGGCCACUGGUAUCCAGAUAAGCCAUACAAGGGUUCGGGGUACAGGUGCAUCCACGUAGGAGAGAAGGUGGACCCCGUGGUGGAGCAGGCAGCCAAAGAGAGCGGGCUGGACAUUGAAGAUGUCCGGAAUAAUCUCCCUCAGGACCUUAGCGUGUGGAUUGACCCGUUUGAGGUUUCCUACCAGAUUGGCGAGAAGGGACCAGUCAAGGUGCUUUAUGUAGAUGACAACGGCGAGAAUGGCUCCGAGCUGGACAAGGAGAUCAAGAACAGCUUUAAUCCCGAGGCCCAGGUCUUUAUGCCAAUCACUGACCCCGUUGGGCCUUCCUCGGAGUCCAGCUCCCCCUCGCCUCCUUUUGGGCAGUCGGCUGCCGUCAGCCCCUCUUUCAUGCCACGCUCGACCCAACCCCUGACCUUCACCACUGCCACCUUUGCCGCCACCAAAUUCGGAUCCACCAAGAUGAAGAGCAGCGGGCGCGGCAGCAACGCCACCAGCGGGAGUAGCAACAAGGUGGCUCGCUCGUCUCCCAUCAGCAACCUGGGUUUGAAUGUCAACACCCUCCUUAAGCAAAAAGCCAUCUCCACCUCCAUGCACUCGGUGUACGGUCUGGGGCAGCAACAGCAGCAGCAGCAACAGCAGAAAGCCACUGCUCUCUCCCCCAAUGCCAAGGAGUUUGUGUUCCCCAAUCUCCAGAGUCAGGCCAGCCCUGGAGCUGUGUUCCCCGGCGAGGGCUCCCUGGGGCUUGGACCUCUGCCGUACAACAAUGCCUUUGACGUGUUCACAGCCUACGGAAGCCUCAACGACAAGUCCCUCAUGGACGGCCUCAACUUCAGUCUGAGCAACAUGCAGUAUUCUAACCAGCAAUUCCAGCCUGUCAUGGCUAACUAAACUCAUCAGAUGUUUAUUUAUGAAUGACGGUGGCUUGAAAGAAGGAAAAGCGAAAUGCACACUUUAGAACUUGGACUGAUAGCGUCUGGUCCAUCAAGUGCAUGUGCCCAAGGGUGGUGGUGUUUUUUUUUUUUUAUUUUUACUGGAACCCCUUGCAUUUGUUUCAACUAAAAAAGCUUGUUGUACAAACACACCCAAGCUUGGUUACUUUGAUUCAACAUCCGUUUUCUUUUUCCCAUUUUGCCAACCAAGCACAAGGUGUUUUUUGUUUGUUUGUUUGUUUGUUUUUUACUGCAUUGAAGAAAAUACUCCAAAAAUGAAGAAUUAAUGAGGCAAGGGGCAGGGGGACACACAAACUUCACGUUUUGGCCUCUUACAGUAUUUUACAAGUGGUAAGAAAAGGCUUUUUUUUAAUGAAUUGGCACUACUAAGUGGGGUUACUUGGUCUUUUUCUAAUGGUAUAAUUUAAUUUAGUACAGAGUUUGUAAGAUACCAGAGUAUAUAUUGUUUCUAUGACAUGGUGUUGCAUUUAUAUCUUUUUACUACUCCAGUGAUCUGUGAUGGCUGCAGCAGCUUUUCCUUAUUUUUCUUUAUUUUUUUUUUUUUUAAAGAUAAUUGUUAAAUAAAUCCAUCUUUAAAAAAAAAAACAGAUAUUCUAAAGAUUGUGUACAGAGUAUUCCUUUAGUGGUGGAACUCAAGUGUAAGAAUAUUCGCUCUUUCUGAAAGAUGAACUGUAUUUUCUGUUAAGAAGUUAAAGAUUUUGCUAUACUAUGGACAACAAAUGUAAUCGUAUGAAUAUUAAUUUUGUACCUACAUUGUGCAAUACUUGAUAAAAAAAAUACGGCAUAACAAAGUAUUUUGAGUCAGUGUCUUACAUGUCAAGAGGGACUGAAAUAGUUUAUAUUGUUAAGUUUGUAUUAAAUGCUUAAAAAUGAUAUGCUUGUCUUUAUUUUUUAAUUUCAUAUUUGCACCCUGGUCUUUUUAAUAAAAUAAACUCCAGUUGAAGAUGACCUUGUUGAAUGUGGACUUAUUCU